UUGACAUCUUUUCUUUUAGGCAAUGUAUAACAAGAUCGCUGGUUUCUUAGUGAAAGUUUAGAAUUUCGUUCAGGAUAUUUACCAGUACGCCGGAAUUCUGUUCAAUAACUGUUUUGUAGAUUAAUUUCUCGUUUCUUCGGAAAGUUUAGGAAUUCUACGGCAACUUUUUAACAAAUGUGAUCACCAAUUUGUCUGAUAUCAAGCCAGUGUGGCAAUAACUGAAACUGACAUUUAUUAGCGCAAAGUGAUUUUUGGAAAUAUAAUUUUCAUUAGUGCGCUCCGUCAGUUGCCAACGGAAUAAAAACGGACGAAAUUGACAAAAACGCUAGUGUUUAAUGAAGAUAAUCUAUUUUGCAAGAAAAUGGAUGCAUGGUUGACGUUUUGAUACUGAAAGGUGUUUUGCCACAGUGUUCAUUGUGUACAUAAAAUCCAAGGCUGAAACCGCCAAGGGCACGAUUUGACUCUCGCCUCGCCUGUCCGUUCAUCAAUCAGUCACACAUUAGGUGAUCGACAGACGCAAUCGAACGUUUCUUAUUGACAUCGCUAAUUAUCACCAAUACCUAUGUAUACUCAUAAAACUUAUAUAUGAGUGAACUGCGGAUCGGUGAUCGCGCCAAGAAUUGUAUGUGUAAUAUUUACACAAUUGUUUUAAUAAGGGAAUUAUUUGUUGUCGUUUAAAUAAAAAUCGCAUUUUUGCGUCACAUGAAUACCCGUUAAUCGAGCACAUAUUGGCUGGAUAUUUCUUUUUGAAAACGGAUUUUGUUGCUUAGUGAAUGGGAAGUGUGAUCCCCAAACCUGGAUAUACGGCACCCCAUGACUCUUCCGAUGCUGCGGAUCCUGCCGCCACCCUGGGACUUCCGGUUGAUGACCUCCAACUCCCAGCGGGAGGCGGCCGAGCGCUUCGUCAGCGAUAAGUACGAGUCCAUCCAGCGGCUGGCCAUGGUCCCAGCGCAGCCUCCACGCAAUCCAAACAAACCAUACACAUCUUUUAGAAUAAACGAUAUUCUCAAUUCGAGCGCCUGCAGCCCGGAUGUGUCCCCUCAAAGGCGGCCGCAUCGUCCUUCCAGCAGAAAUCCUCGCGGCGUGGAAUCACCACCGAAAUCAGCGGAUACAGAACAUAACAGACUUUAUAAGUUACAAUCUCAACACAGGCACCAGCAAAACUUGAUACGUUACCCGCAUGCCCAAAAACACAAUGGUAGUUCAAAACAUACAAACAAUAACAAUCGUGAUAUAGUUCACAGGGUGGCUCCACCACCACCUCCACCGCCAGCCCAUCUGCGGAUCGUGAGGCCGUGGGACGCCUCCCCAUCACCCGGCCGCACCUCGGAGGCAUCUUCAGAUGCGGACGACGAAGAAAUCACAGUAGACGACGAGGACGCAGGGCCGCCGAAGCAGCGGACCGCCUCCCUCAAAGAUGUCUCGCCCUUGGACGCUCUUAUGGAGAUGGCAAACAAGACUUUUCAAGGCCUCGAGACCUCGGAGGCUGCAGACGCCAAAAGACGAGAGCAGGCGGCACUGUUUGGGAAGCACUCAGCUCCUAAGAAGCGCCGGAAGUCGCGGACGGCAUUCACAAACCAACAAAUUUACGAGCUGGAGAAGCGCUUCCUGUACCAGAAAUAUUUGACGCCCGCCGACCGUGACGAGAUCGCACAAAAUCUUGGUCUAUCGAACGCACAGGUGAUAACAUGGUUUCAAAAUCGACGCGCAAAGUUAAAACGUGAUCUUGAGGAACUAAAAAAUGACGUAGUAGCUACCAAAGAGCUGUCCACAAAGUCUGGCUCCUCCGAUAUGGAGUUUAGUAUUGACUCCGACAUUGAGUGUUCAUCUGUGACGGACGCCAGGCCGCCUCAAAUCUCCCCAAAAGGGAACCGGAGCGAGAGCCGCUCACCGGAACCGCACGAACACUCUCCGGCGGCCGGCGAGGCGUCCCUCUGCUCUCCCAAAAAUGGAGGCGGGGAGGAAUGUGACUCUCCUGGAGAAAUUGUGGUAGAUGACACAGAUGAUAUUCACGCGGAGCAACAUACAUAGUGAUGACGUCAUUGUUGGAAUUAACUUUUAAUGACGUCAAUAUGGAAUUUAUUUUGUGUCUUUAGAAAAAACAAAUUUCUUGCGCCCAAGCGCUGGAAAGGAAAGAAUAGAAUCUUGCUUUCAAAAAGUUAUAAUUAUAUUGAUACGCAUUUUUAAGGAAUACAUGUUUUACGUGCGUUAAGCAUUUAUUUGCUUGUGUUACAGUAUAAAGAAUUUUCAAUGUCAAAGAGAAGUCAUAUUAUAAAAAAAAUUUUUUUUAUAUCGAACGGACCACAAUUGUUUUGCAUCUUUCAGGAAAUUUAAAUUGUCAUUAUUCUUUUAACAUGUAAAUGGCAUUUGACGGAGUGUUUAUUUAAAUAACGCAAAAAAUAGUUUUUAGAAAAUUAUCAUUAAUACCUUAAUUAAUACUUUAUUUAGCUUUGUUUUUCUUUAAUGUUUGGCUACAGCAGCAAUAUAAAUAAUAACAAUAAGAUGUAAAGGAUUGUUUAUUCUUCAGUGGCGAUGUAACUUUCCGAAAUACUCCAUAAAGAAAGCCUAAACUUGGAAAGUUAAAUAGCAUUCGAAUAAUUCCAUAAUUAAUAUUGAACGAUUCAUUUGUUCUUUAAUACUAUCAGUUAAAAAAUCAUUUAUUUGAUGAAAAAACAUUGAGAAAAAAAAACGCAUAUUAUACAUACAUUGUAUAUCACCGUAAGGAAUGAGAAAAUAGCUAAACGCUAAUAUCAUUACCACUUUCCCUCAGUUUUCUAAUAUAUUGCAAUAAACAGCCUUUACAGUAUAAGAAAUAUAGUAAAAUUAAAAUUAAAAUUUGAAAAUGGCAUUGCAUAAAUUAUGAAAUUAUGCAUUUUUAAUACAAUUGUUUUAUCAAUAUGAUGAUUAUUUUGUUGAACGUUUGUUUUCUUCAGAAAUUUAUCAUUAUGUUCAGUGAAAUUCCACGGACGUUACUGUUCUCUGUGCUUUAACUAUAUUGUCCCGAAGUGAGUGUAUAUAUUAUUA
Messenger RNA from Mya arenaria, 3024 nucleotides. Its product is annotated as transcription factor LBX2-like. Gene Ontology annotation, molecular function: DNA binding; DNA-binding transcription factor activity, RNA polymerase II-specific. Gene Ontology annotation, biological process: regulation of DNA-templated transcription. The transcript is spliced from 2 exons. The coding region runs from base 814 to 2031 and encodes 405 amino acids. NCBI's taxonomy places the organism in Eukaryota, Metazoa, Mollusca, Bivalvia, Myida, Myidae. The record is from RefSeq and is a predicted model, not a curated record.